Molecule: messenger RNA, 3531 nt
Organism: Cornus florida
Lineage: Eukaryota; Viridiplantae; Streptophyta; Magnoliopsida; Cornales; Cornaceae
Product: kinesin-like protein KIN-5B
Exons: 24
Coding region: 199-3351 (1050 amino acids)
Biological process (GO): microtubule-based movement
Molecular function (GO): ATP binding; plus-end-directed microtubule motor activity; microtubule binding
Source: RefSeq, a predicted model, not a curated record
GUUAGAAAUUCAGACAACUCUUCACUCUUCCUCACAUUCAAACGCACCAGACAAAACGAAGAACAAACCCUAGAGAGAGAGAAACAGAAAACCCAGUCAUAAAGAAACCCUUUUUGGUGCAAAAGCUCACUUUUCUAGCCUAAUUUUAGGGUUUCAACCAAAUUUUCUUCUAAACCGAGAACCCCGUAUAAAUAAAAAAUGAUGUCCCUUACUCCUGAUCAAUUCAGAAAAGUGGGUAUGGGGGUAACGCCAUCUCCAUCGCCAUUUCUCACGCCUAGACCAGAAAGGCGUCGCACAGAUCCACGUGGGUUUGAUUUGAACUCGAGUCGGCAAGACAGAGAUCGAGAGGUUAAUGUUCAAGUUUUGCUUAGAUGCAGGCCAUUAAAUGAUGAUGAGCAAAGGUUGAAUGUGCCAAGGGUGAUAACAUGUAAUGAACAUAAAAGGGAAGUCACUGUUUUGCAAAGUCUAGCGAACAAGCAAGUAGAUAGAGUUUUCACCUUUGACAAGGUUUUUGGGCCCAAAGCACAACAAAGAUCAAUAUAUGACCAAGCCGUUGCUCCUAUUGUUAAUGAAGUUCUUGAUGGCUUCAAUUGCACUGUCUUUGCAUAUGGGCAGACAGGCACUGGUAAGACAUAUACAAUGGAGGGAGGGAUGAGAAAUAAGGGUGGUGAUUUGCCUGCUGAGGCUGGUGUCAUUCCAAGAGCAGUUCGCCAAAUUUUUGAUACACUGGAGGCACAGAAUGCUGAUUAUAGUAUGAAAGUGACCUUUUUGGAGCUUUAUAAUGAAGAAGUAACUGAUUUGCUAGCUACUGAAGACAAUUCAAGAUCUUUCGAUGACAGGCAAAAGAAACCCAUUUCUUUAAUGGAGGAUGGAAAAGGUUGUGUGGUUGUAAGAGGCCUCGAAGAAGAAGCUGUUUACAGUGCAAAUGAAAUUUAUACCCUUUUGGAACGAGGAGCGGCUAAAAGGCGUACAGCAGAUACAUUGUUAAACAAGCACAGCAGCCGUUCUCAUUCUGUAUUUACCAUAACUGUCCACAUAAAAGAAACAACUGUUGGAGAUGAAGAGCUCAUUAAAUGUGGCAAGCUUAAUCUUGUUGAUUUGGCAGGAUCAGAAAAUAUUUCUCGUUCAGGUGCACGGGAGGGUCGUGCGCGAGAAGCGGGGGAAAUAAAUAAGAGCUUGCUCACCCUGGGCCGUGUCAUAAAUGCGCUUGUAGAACACACUUCUCAUAUACCUUACAGAGAUAGUAAACUAACUAGGCUGCUAAGAGACUCACUGGGAGGCAAAACAAAAACUUGCAUCAUUGCAACAAUAUCUCCUUCUGCUCAAUGUCUAGAGGAAACUUUGAGCACACUUGAUUAUGCCUACCGUGCUAAAAGCAUCAAGAAUAAGCCAGAGGCGAAUCAAAAAAUGUCUAAGGCUGUGCUGCUCAAGGAUUUAUACUUAGAAAUUGAGAGAAUGAAACAAGAUGUACGAGCAGCGAGGGAAAAGAAUGGUGUUUAUAUCCCACAUGAAAGACACGUUCAGGAUGAAGCUGAAAAGAAGGUGAAGAACGAGAAGAUAGAGCAACUGGAGAUUGAUCUAAACCUCAGUGAGAAGCAAGUCGAUAAACUUCGUGAGCUUUAUCUCACUGAGCAAGAGGAGAAAUUAGACUUAAAAAGUGAGCUUGGGGAUUGCAAGAGAAAACUGGAAAACAGUAACAAGGCCUUGCAAGAUCUUCAAGAGAACCACAGGAUAGCCAUUUCAACGCUGAAGGAGAAAGAGCUUGUCAUCUGCUCGCUUCUGCACUCAGAAAACUGUCUAAUUGAACGUGCGAAGGAGUUGCGUGCCAACUUGGAAAAUGCAUCUGAGGAUAUAUCAGCAUUAUUUGCAAAAUUAGAUCAGAAAAAUAGAUUGGAAGCAGAAAACCAAGGACUGCUUCUGACUUUUGGUUCACAGCUUGAUCAGAACUUAAAAGACCUUCACAGGACCUUCCUGGGAUCGGUUUCUGAACAACAACAACAGUUAAGAUGCAUGGAAGAGCAUAUCCACUCGUUUCUUGCUAGCAAAUGCGAUGUAACCCAGGUACUGGAGUCGAAGAUAAAGAAAAUGACAGAGAUAUAUACUACAGGAGUGGAAUCUUUGAAGGAGCUUUCUGACACACUACAAAUGAAGGCUUCUUCUGACAUGGAUCAAAUUAAGUCUACAAUAUCAUGCCAAACAAACGCAGUUGAGAAUUUUUUCAAAACUGCGGUUUCGGAGGCCAAGGAUGUCAUUUCUGAGAUUCAAAAUUCUCUUAAUGAACAAAGGCAGCUAUUGGCUGUCUCUGCCAAACAACAAGAAGAGGGAUUACAUCGGAGUAUGGUUUCAGCACAAGUGAUCUCUAAGGCAACAGUUGAUUUUUUUAGUGACCUCAACCAUAGUGCUUCUAAACUCAUGACAGUUCUUGAAGAAAGCCAAAUUGAUAAGUCCCAGCAAUUGGCAACUUUUGAGAAGAUGUUUAAGGAAGAGACUGCUAGGGAGGAGAAACAGGCCAUGGAAAAAAUUGCAGCAAUAUUAUCGGAUCUGACAACUAAAAGAACAGCUAUGGUUUCAGAAGCUUCGAGAAACAUUCAGGACUCGAAUAUACAAGGGAAUAAAAGAUUGCUGCAAGAGAUGUUCAACAUGCAACAGGUUUCAGCUGAUGCAAAGGAGGAGUUGAAUCAAUAUGCAGAAAAGGUGAAGAGUCACUUCUUGGAAGACACUUUCACAUCAGCUGAAACGAAAGCUACUAUUGAAAAUUGCCUCCAGGAAUGCACAACAAAGGUGGAUUACUCUAGGCAGCAGUGGGAAAAUGCAGAGUUAUAUAUCAACCAUCUCAAUAAGAGCAGUACUGCAGAGAUGGAAUCUACUGUAAAGGCAAAAAUUUGUGCAAAUCAAGCUGCACAUGAAGAAUUCGUCUCCACAUCCUCAUCCAUGGUUUUGGAUUUCGAAGCCAAAGCUUGUGACAUCAGUGCAUCUGUGAAUGAUUCCUUGAGGCUAGACCAUGAAUCUAAGAAGGAAAUGGACUCCAUGUCUACUUUGUGCUUGGACCAACUCAACUCUGUACGAGAAAAGCAUAGUGAAAGCAUAUCAAAUAUCCGAAACAGAGCAGAGCAGUGCCUUAGGAAAGAAUAUUUGGUUGAUCAGCAUACCAGUGGGACUCCUAAGAAGCAAGUACUUGCAGUCCCCAGCCUGGCAUCCAUUGAGGAGAUGAGAACACUGGCCUUUGAAGAUCUCACGGAAAACAUUACUUCAGAUAACAGACCAAAAUCUGGUAGUAAUACCGGAAGCAAGAUUCAGCAACAGCAACAGCAGCCAUCACCAAAUAGAACUCCUUUUGCAGACGUCAAUUGAUUAUGAUUAGCACAUUUAGGCAAUUAGCAGCUACGAUUGUUGUAUAUUGUUGAAUGAAUCUUCAAGUUCAAAGGAAACUGCUCUCAUCAACUGAUGAGUAAUGUUGAAUCUGAUCCGAUGAUAUGGCUUCUAGUAAUUUGCUCUAAAGAAAAGAGAUUGUUUGUUUAGAACAAAGUACUA